GAAGUUUUGAACAAGUUAAACGGUUUCAGCGGGGAGGAUUGCAGUUACCGUCCAAGAUCAUUCGGGUUGUAAAGAGUUUACACAUGAGCUGUAAAGGAAAGUGGGAACUCCUUCAUUUUAUCACAUUUAUUUUCAUGUCAGUAUGCGACUGAUUUAGCUUUUAAAAUUAGCAGAGCAACGAGCAUCGAAUCCUUUUUCAGAAACCCGGAUAUCAAAGGCCGUCAACAUGAACUCCGUACUAUCAUCUGUACAAUCCCUCAUGCAAAUGUUCGAUGGCAAAGCACAAGAAUUCAUCAAUGACAUUGAUAAUGUCCACAUGGUUUGGCUUGAGGAGAUCCAACAAGAAGCCAACCGCAUGUUCUCAAGAGAUUUUAAUGCUGAACCAGAAUUAAUGCCAAAAACACCAUCACAGAAAAAGAAUAGUCGCAGGAAGCGUGUGUCUUUGGGACGUCAGGAAGAAAAUCAAGCCAGGCGAAGAUUUUCAAAGGGGAAGCGCAGUAACCUUCGUGGCUCCUCUGUCAAAUCACUGAACUUCAUUGCUGAAGAAGGGGCCAUUCCCGAGGCUUCCACCUCUGAAGCCAACGCCACCACACAGCCUAAACGCACCACCCGUAAAAACAAACAAACAAAGUCUGAGGUGGCAGAGGAUGUGAGCCAGUCACCUCAUGGCAGCUGUAAAACUGAGGAGGUGGAGAACAAGAAGCCAGAGCUGGUAGAGGAUAAAGAGGUGGACAAAAAUAACGAGGUGGAUGCAGAAGUCAAGCCGGACUACAUAUGUAGCACUGCCCAGUCUCUACCCACAAUACCCUCACCUGAGGUUGUUGUCAGCAUCUCUACAGCAGAGCGUCUGUCUGCUGAGCUUGCUAAAAAGCCAGAACCUUCUCCUGGUCGUACAGCUGCUAAGAUUGCAAUAGCUGGUGCAGCUCAAAGCUCACGGCGGAGCUCUGUACGGUGCUCCCUCAAACUACGUCACUCGCUGGCUGGUCUGCGGCACAGUAUGACACAGGAGUCUCUUCGCCGCGCCUCACGCCGCUCCAUGCUUAAGAGGAAGGCGACUCGCAUGGGCAACUCCACAUGUAGCAGCAAUGUUGAUGGGGACUCUUGCAUGAACUCUGCAGAGGAAGAGGAUAGAGAGGCCCUGUUAGAAGCUGUAACUGCGGCACCUGAAGAAUCGGAGGAAACUCCAGAGACCCAGAUUAACCAGCAUGUACACCUGUCUAUUGGACGCAUUACUCGAUCUGUGGCUGCAAACUCUCCCAAACUGGCACCCCCAUCAUUGUAUACCUCUGAGCAAAAAAUGAGCACUCCCAACAAGAGAACAGUUGUCACUGAGAAGCAACUGACUUCCCAGUCAGGUCGGAGGUCACGCCACAGCACCAAACGCAAAGCACCAGAUACUGUAGAAAGUCCCACAAAGAGGUUCUCUCCUCCCAAGAAAUCUCAAAGUGCAAUCAGACCCAACAUGAGAUCUUUCCUUCACACUGUGCAGAAGAAUCAGAUGCUAAUGAUGACUCCAAAUUCCCUCGGUCGGACUGGUGUUAUCAAGUCCUUCAUUAAAUACACCACUCCUAUGAAGGUUGAUCCUAAGUUGAGCGUUGGUAUAGUGACAAAAGAGCGUCACAAACUGGAAGCACUUAAAAAGAAGCAGGAGCAAGAGGAGGAAAGAAUGAAGAAAAUGGAGGAGGAGAAGAAAAAGAAAAUGGAUGAACUUAAAAGGAAGAGGGAUGAGAGGCUAAGAAGAGUGUUUGAGGCCAAAGUAAAAGAGGAGCAAAGGGAGGAAGAAAAGAAAAAGAAGAUUGAGCAAAAAAUGGCUCAGAUUGAUGAGAAAAAUGAUAAGCGUCUGGCAGAGGAGAAGGCCAAGAAGAAGGUUGCCAUUAAACGUCAAGAUGAGCUGGAGCAGAAGAGGAAGUUGGAAGAAGAGGCUAAAAGGAAGAAGAUUCAGCAAGCAGAGGAAGAGAAGCGGCAGCAGGAGUUACAGGCCAAGAAGAAGGUAGAGGAGGAGGAACAGCGAGCUCGUAAGAUGGCUGAAGCUCGCCGAGAGCAGGAGAGGGAGAGAGAGCUGGAGAGAGAACGACUAGCUGCUGCUGAAAGGGAGCGAGUGGAAAAAGAAAAAGCUCUCGCUUUGCAACGGGAACUGGAGAGAGCAGCGAGAGAGAAAGAGAGGCGAGAACUGGAGGAGAAAAGAAAGGCGCUUGAGGAAAAAAGAAGAUUGGAGGAGCAGCAGAGAUUAGCUGCAGAAGAGAAAGCUGCGAAAGAGAGAGAAGCUGCUGCUAAAAAGGCUGCUGAUACACAGACCGCUGCUGGCCUGAAUGUGACUGUGGAUAUCGAGCGCUCUGUAAUGAGCACGCCUGUAAGAAAAGAUGGUGGCCUCAAUGUGACCGUGGAUAUUGAGCAAUCGCCACAAUCAUACUCUAUCACUCCAAAGGGCGGCAACAAACCUUUGAUUAUGUCUAAAAGUGCAGAAGAUUAUGGGAUGGACCAAAACAGUGACGACUCCACUGAUGAUGAGUCUGCCCCAAGGAAACCUAUUCCAUCCUGGGCAGAAGGUCACAAUCUGCAGCAGAUAAUUAUGAAGCAGUACUUCAACCCUCCUGAUUUAGACUCUUUCUUCGGAACAAUUGAACCACCAAAACUGGAAAACAUCUUUUACAAGAGCAAGCCUCGCUAUUUUAAACGCACCAGCUCUGCUGUGUGGCACUCACCUCCAAUUGGAAACAAGUAAUGUCCGUACACUGAUACCGCUAUAUACAUUGCUGUACAAAGUUUCAUUUUUGUUUUAAAGUCUGUUUCCAAUAAAGUAACACGUUUUUUCUCAAUGUUUUUUUUUUGUUUGUUUUUCCGAUAUUAAAUUUGUUUAAGGUUUUAGGCAUCAACGUUUUAGGAAUAUUGUUUCUAGUAUGUAAAAUAUCAUGAAUUUAAGUGAUACAUAAGUGAUGACAUUGAUGCUUCACGCUUGUAUUUGUACUUGAAAAUGGGUAUGUAUUAUAAUCCAGUGGGAUGUGAAUGUUUGAAAGUUUUUGCCCAAGUGAUCAGUAAAAACUUUCAUUUGUAUAAUA
Messenger RNA from Siniperca chuatsi (mandarin fish), 3056 nucleotides. Its product is annotated as inner centromere protein. Gene Ontology annotation, cellular component: meiotic spindle midzone; chromosome passenger complex; midbody. The transcript has 21 exons. Lineage: Eukaryota; Metazoa; Chordata; Actinopteri; Centrarchiformes; Sinipercidae. Gene Ontology annotation, molecular function: protein serine/threonine kinase activator activity. Gene Ontology annotation, biological process: meiotic spindle midzone assembly; mitotic cytokinesis; positive regulation of protein serine/threonine kinase activity. The record is from RefSeq and is a predicted model, not a curated record. The coding region runs from base 227 to 2722 and encodes 831 amino acids.